AAUGGAUUUGUUAAAUUGUUUUAGUUUAGUAAUUGUGUACCUAUAUGAGCGCUAGCCACCAGAAUAAUUGGGGGUGUCAAUAUAUAAAAGUUCAAAUCACUCAGAAACCGUGCGAUUUUUAUUAAACAUAAAAUUUAGUGUUUGGGAUGGCCUUAGGGCUCCUCAGUACAUAUGUGGUUGAAACAUUAUCCGCUGUUCAUAGGACAUCCUAUUAAUAGCAGAAGUCAUUAAAUGAAUUAAUUAUUUUAUUUUUUAGGUACUAAUUUUGUUGCUGUACGUAUCGUCAAUUCUGUCAGAUAACAUCCAAUGAUUAGUUACUGAUUUUCACUGAUUAUUAUUUUAUAGAUACAGGUCGUGGCUUUUAUGUACAAAUUUAUUAUUUGCAACUUUUUUGACUGCUAGACCAAGUUACUGUUGCCUCCAAUAGUAAAAAUAGUGCCAAAUCAGUUGAUGGGUAAAUAGUUACGUGACAUAUCGCAACAACGUAUACCAUUUUGAAGUACAGUGAACUUUAAUUAUUAAACAUCUAUUCAUUGACUUAUUCAAAUUCACUAUAAAAAGUUGACGAAAUGUAUCGAAUCUCAUAUCAAAUUUUGCGUUACAUACAAAGAGACGAAAAGGCAAAAAGGAUAUGGGGAAAACAAAAGCAAGCAUCAUCGUUUUGAUGGUUGCAGUGUUGGCAAGUACAGCAGCUUGUCCCUUAGCUACACAAAGUACAAGUUACACCCAGGUGAAUCAGCCUUACGUCAAUGGUAUAGCUUACGAAUCAGCAGCUUCAUUAUCUUCUUUACCAGCAGCUUUAAUAAAUGCUUUAAACGCAGCUGGUUUGUCAGCUGCGGCCCUGUCAGGUGCUGCCUUCCCAAAUAGUGUUGUAACCACAGAAACAACUUCUAUAGCUGCACCCGCUCCCGUCACUGUUAACGAGUAUGUGCCCUUUUUAGUACCAGAUGAUGUAAAAGUACCAUAUCCAGUGGGUAAACCAGUUAAUGUACCUCAACCAUACCCCAUCCAAGAAGUGCUUCCAGUUGGAAGUCCAGUUCCGUUCCCUUAUUCCGUACCUGUUCCUAGACCUGUUACCGUACCUCAAAUUAUUCAAGUUGCAGUUCCCGAAAUGAUCCCUGUAGUUCAAACCGUCCCUGUUCCUUAUCCUCAACCAUGCAUAAAUCAGGUACCAGUCCCUGAAGUUGUACCACAACCUGUGCCAGUACCAGUGUCACAACAAAAAGUCAUCGAUCAAGUUUUCCCUCAACCAUACCUUGAACCUCAACUAUUGCCUAUCCUACAACGUAUUGCAGAGGCAAUUCCCGUUCCCGUAGAACAACCGAUACCCCAACCUGUGUCAGUGUUGCAACCUAUACCAGAAUACGUUCCUCAAAUUGUACCUUUACCAAUUCCUCAAAAUGUCCCAGUACCUUGUGGACUACCCGUUCCACAACCCGUAUACGAACCAGUACCAGUACCCUGUGAACUUCCCGUCCCUGUUCCUCAACCUCGUCCUGCAUGUGUACCACCACCACCAUCUCCUUGCGCUCUAGCGGCGGCUCUUGGAAUACUUUCUUAAAUACGAUACCCAUUCGCAAGAAGAUAACAAAGAAGUAUGUUUAGAGUAAUAUAAUUAUAUUUUUGUAUUAUAUUCAGCUGAUAAUAAAGAAGAAUA
Molecule: messenger RNA, 1657 nt
Organism: Agrilus planipennis (emerald ash borer)
Lineage: Eukaryota; Metazoa; Arthropoda; Insecta; Coleoptera; Buprestidae
Product: tetra-peptide repeat homeobox protein 1
Exons: 4
Coding region: 632-1561 (309 amino acids)
Source: RefSeq, a predicted model, not a curated record